Molecule: messenger RNA, 6471 nt
Organism: Dromaius novaehollandiae (emu)
Lineage: Eukaryota; Metazoa; Chordata; Aves; Casuariiformes; Dromaiidae
Gene: SH3D19
Product: SH3 domain containing 19
Exons: 20
Coding region: 84-3212 (1042 amino acids)
Biological process (GO): protein transport to vacuole involved in ubiquitin-dependent protein catabolic process via the multivesicular body sorting pathway
Cellular component (GO): ESCRT-0 complex
Molecular function (GO): protein binding
Source: RefSeq, a predicted model, not a curated record
GGCGGCGGCGCGACAUGGCGGCGGGCGCCGCCUGAAGGGCGCCCCCCGCCCGCGCUCCCGCGCCGCCGCCGCGCCCCUCGCCCAUGGCCGAGGCCUGGCGGCUGGAGGAGGACGAGGAGGAGCCGCGGGAGCGGGGCAGGAGGCACCGCAGGGGCGCGCUGAGCGCGGCGGCAGAUCGCUCUGAAAGAAAUAAACCAGACUGCCGCUCUUCAGGCCAAGGACCUUUGUCAUCCAUAAGAGCAGCAAUCAAGAGAUCUUCUCGGACCUCUAGCCAUAGUGAGCAGCAGAGGGAUAGAAGGCGUCCUGAAAUUACAAUAGUUGCUGCUGAACCCCUCCGGCAAUCCUCCUGGUUUCCGGGUGCGAGCCCUGUCACUCCCCAGGGAUUAGGAUUCCCUUCUGCUUCGUCUCAUGCUCAGUGGAGAACAAAUGAACUUAUUCCAGCUGAGCUUCCACCAUCUUAUGAACAGGUGAUAAAAGAAAUCAAUCAAGUGCAAGUCAAUACAACAAAUAACAAUAAUGCUGCUGCUCCUAGACAUACCACUACUUCUGCAACACAAACUGACUUUCCAGAGGAACUUAUCAGUCGUUUUCCAGGAAGUAAUGUAAAAAACAGUCUGCCUGCAUGCUGGGAAUCUGCAAGCUAUCCAGCAGGGCAGAGUCCUCUCAAACCUCCUAGGCCUUCUGCAUCUCUCCUGAAUAGGUCUCCUUCAGAAAAUGAGACUUCCUUAAUAGUCUUUGAAGUUUCUGAAGGUCAGAGGUGCCAAGAAAAUCCCAAUGCUGUGAUAUGUCCUGUGCCAAAGCCAAGAUCAAAAAGCAAUCUUAGACCUGUGGUCAAAAAUACUGAAAGUAGAAUACCAGACAAUGGGGAAGAAGUGAAUCAGGCUACCACAAGAAGGCAUCAACCUCCAACUCAGCAGUUAUCUCUCUUAGAUGAUAGCUUACUGGACAAUCACUUGGCAAUGGACAGCAUGAGUACAGAAAAGAGCCAAAAUAGUAUUGUUUCAAGGAUCAAAGCUUUUGAAUCCCAAGCAACUAAUGAUACCUCAGGAUCAUCAAGAAAACCAGAAAUUGCUCCACGAUCAUUCACCUCAAGAUCUGUAACUGCAAAGAAGCCAAUAGUUGCUCCGAAGCCAGGUGUAAGCAGAGUUUCAGGAGACUGGGAUUCAUGGACAGAAAGCAAGUCAACACCUUCUUCCAAGGAAUUGCAGCCUCAACCUGAAGUAGUUGGGAGCAGUGUUGUAACCAAACCUGAACUGCCAAAAAAACCAAAACCUGGCCUUGUAAAAAGUGUUAGUAGCGAUUUUGUUGGUGCAAGGAGUGGGUCAGUUGCAGAGAACAGUGAUGGACAAAAGAAAUUUCCUGUUCCUGCUCCGAGGCCACUUGUUCCCAAAAAGUCACGUUAUGUAGAAAAUCCUGCCCUUCCACUGGCCUCAGUAAAACCAAUUACUGCUGCUCCCCGUCUUUCUGUAUCUGCCCAAGAAAAAGCUUUCAAGCCUCUGGGGGAGUCGCUCUCAACCAGCUCCUCAGCACCUGCUUUGCAAAGUAAACUAGACGUGGAAGGAGAUCUGAUCAGUUUUGAUGAUGAUGUUUUGCCCCUAAGUCCAGUUUGUGUAGUUAAAGAUAGCAGCAGUUCUGAAGCAGCAGCAGAUCCAUUUCAGCUCCUCUCCAAAAGUGAGCCUGCAAAGGAACAGACGGUUCAACCAGCUUUAGCCCGGAAACCCACUGUUAUCCGAAUCCCAGCUAAACCCGGGAAAUCUUUAAAUGAAAUUCCACAUAGCCCUCCACCACUUCCUGCUGAAAAGCCAAUUGGGAACACCUCUACUAUCACAGUGGGAAAACCCAGCAAUGGUGGUCAAGUAAAAAAAGGGGAGUUGGAUCAUUCAGAACAGGCUGGAACACCUCACCUAGAACCUGUGCUACCCGCGAGGCCUGUGGAUGGAAGGAUUAUACCGGCUCGACCUCCCCCACCUAAAGGUGUUCCUGGAAGGCCACCUCCACCAAAACUCUCUGCAGUCAAGACCUCCUCCCUAAAGGACCCUCUUUCUUGUUCCACGUCUGACAUCGCUUGUGAUAAAAAACCCAGCAAGUUCAGACUGGGACCCAGGAGAGCAAAGAGCCAAGUCUUAAAAAAUCAGGAUCCAGCAUUACCUCCUAGGCCUAAACCAGGUCAUCCUCUCUACAAGAAAUACAUGCUACCUGUGCCUCAUGGAGUUGCCAAGGAAAACUUUCUUCCCAGGAACCAUGGAGAACUGUCCUGUAAGGAUUCAAACAAUUCUCCAAAGGUUUCUGACAGAAAUGCGCCUCAUGCUGUAGUCUUGCAUGAUUUUACUGCGGAGCACGCUGAUGACUUGGACCUUCAUUCUGGAGACACCGUUUGCCUUCUGGAGAAAAUCGAUGCUGAGUGGUACAGAGGAAAAUGUGGGAAUCGCACAGGGAUAUUUCCUGCCAGCUUUGUUAAAGUAGUUGUAUGUAGGCUUUGUAUAUGCUGCUAUAUUGAUGUUCCAGAAGAAAACAACAGGAAAAAAAUACUCUGUUCAUCACAUUCUAUUAACUUUUCUUGUUUGUACAGAGGCCCAAGAUGCAUUGCACGAUUCGAAUUUAUUGGAGACCAGAAAGAUGAGCUCAGUUUUUCAGAAGGUGAAACUAUUAUCCUUAAAGAAUAUGUAAAUGAAGAAUGGGCCAAAGGAGAGCUCAGAGGCACAUCUGGAAUUUUCCCCUUGAAUUUUGUGGAAGUAAUUGAAGAUCUGCCAGAAACAGGUGUAGGAGCAUCACUGAAGAACAAGAUGGAAGUUUCCUCUUCCCUCCCUCAGAACAACAGACAUUCAGUAGAGUGGUGUGAAGCACUUCAUGAUUUUACAGCAGAAACCAAAGAUGAUUUAUCCUUUAAAAAGGGAGACUGCAUCCAAAUCCUGGAACAAGUAGAUUCAGAGUGGUACAGAGGAAGACUGAAUGAAAAGGAAGGGAUUUUCCCAGCAGUUUUUGUUCGGACCUUCUCAGCCAGGGUAGAGACGUCACAAUCUCAAGGAGGCAGGAAAGGAAAAGCCAAAGCUCUUUAUAAUUUUCAUGGAGAAAAUGAAGAUGAGCUUUCAUUCAGAGCAGGCGAUACGAUAACAGAGCUGGAAUCUGUAGAUGAGGACUGGAUGAGUGGAGAGAUGCAAGGAAAAUCUGGGAUAUUUCCCAAAAACUUUGUUCAAAUUUUGAAAACACCAUAAAGCGUUGCCUGCCUUCGUGCUCCCUGCGUGUGGGAGAGAAUGUUUUCCAUCCCAAAGGCACAGCAAACAAGGACAUUGCCAUUUUUUGACUAUCAAAAUGUUUUGCACUACUUUUUCUAGACAGUCAUACCCGUAUCUUGAAGUCAGAUACGAUAAUUUUAGUCUUUUGUGACAGUGUAUUCAGUCAUGCUUCAUGAAUGCUCUGAGAGUAAGUAAAAGCAGGAUUUUUAGCAGAUUCCAACGAGGGAAGUAUGGUGGUGAAGUACCAUUUUCACUUAAAUUUUUAACUUGUUCUUAACAUUCUACUAAGUUUACUGUCUGGUAGUACAUUUAUCAUGUAUAAAGUCUGCAUAAAAUAAGCUUCUUUGAGCUUCUUUAAAAACUGUUUCUUAAAUCUAAAUUAAAAAAUAGUUUUUAAGAUAUAAUUACAGCAUUCAGUAUGUAGAUCAAGUUCAAUAUUCAGGUUUUAUUACUGCUUGACUUCCACAUUGAAGUAGAAUCCACUUGUUUUAUGACUUAGAUGAUAAGGAAGAUAACUUAUCUCUGUAGAAAACUAUCAAAUCUAAUAAUGAUAGAGGAAAAACUCAGAAGUGAAUCCUUGUGUGUAGUACUCUGCUAAAACUGUUCAUACAGGGGGAUCAGAAAAGUAAAAUUUAAGUGUUUUGCCUCUUGAUAGUGUUUAAACCAGUGCAAGUCAUUUCUUAAACCUUCCCACCCCCCCAGUCCUUUGCAGUUGUAGGGUAUUUUUUCCAUGAUCUGCUGUUCUUCAAGCACCACCCUACCCUUCUUCUCCUGGCUGAAGUUAAAUCAAUAAGCAGUGUCCAGCACAAGCUUCCUCAGAUCCCCCCUCUGCAGUAGUUAGGCUAUUUGCCCCCCCCCCCCUCCUCCUGUACGUCCAGGGAAAGCCAGUCCUCACUCGCUCUGCGUUUCAUUUGUCACUCUCCAGCACUGGAACAUACUUCAGUAAUGCUAUUCCUAUCCUUGACGUGAAGGAUAUGAAACAGCCUCAGUUUUAGCUUUCAGCAGCCACAGGGAUUCAUUUUCACUUUGUUACCACAUACUGCUAUACUGAGUAUCAUUAUAAAUGGUUUAUCAAGGCCUUAAGGGAAGGAAAAAAAACAAGCAGCUGGGGAGAAGUUACUUCAAGAAGCUGUAACAAAAUAAUUUAGUAAAAGGCAGUGCAAUUUGAAGUACAUAAACUAAAACAAACAUGAUUGAGGUAGCUUCAGAUUAUAAGAACUUCGAGAAGUAAACUACUUCUCAUGACACUUGGCCCCUGACAAACUAGUUUAAACGUAUCUUGAUUAAUAGCUAACUUACCAGACUGAAAUAUAAAACAAAAUUAUGCUGUGGUUGGCUCUUUCAGCAUUGACAGUAUUCCAUCCAUUGCUUUUGUACCAUGUAAGAAAGGAAACAUAAGUUGUUAAGCAUGAGUUCUUACUUCAGCGAGGGAGGUGACGCCUUUCCCAAGGACCACUGCUUACAAAUGCUUAUUUGCAGGCCUGGAAAGUUCAGGCGGCCAAAAGGGCCAGUAGCUGAGUGCAAGUGGAGAUGGUGGAAACUCGCAUCAUCAUGACUGACCUUGGGAGAGUUUGAUUUAGUCACGUAUCUGCUUAAAGGUUUAUCGAUGGGAGAUCCAGGUACGGCAACGAAGACAUACAGCUACAGUAGGCUGGGCUGCGUCUAAAUUAGCGUUUAGCUGCAGGUAAGCGAGCCGGACCUUGAGGGCAGCCCUCCCCACUCAGCGCACUGUUGUUCCCAUGGCAGCAGGCGCAAGCUUUCAGCCAAAACUCCCCCGAAAGUCUCCCCAGCAGGGAAUGGGUGUGCAGCAUCGCGCGCGCAGGCCGGAGCUCACCUGCUGCCACCCCCCGCUGAAGUGCGUGCAGCCCGGACACCCUCAGCACCGCUCUGCUCCCGAGGGGCGCUGCGGUACCACAGUGCUUGCAAAUGCAGACGCGGUCAUUAGCGCUCCGGUUUACCACCGCAGCUUCUCUCGAAGUUUCAUGAAAGAGCAUUACAUGUUUAUUCUGCAUCAGUACUUGCUACCGCAUCUGGGGGAUGAAGAUCACACACAGCUUUAGCAAGCUGAGAAUUGGAUUUUUACUCUUUAAGGGGAUUAACAUUAGGAAAACAGAAUUAUAAACCCUGUGCUAUUCCACAAAGAUGGAAACAAGACAAUUUAUACAGCUGUUACUCAGUUUUACCUUACCGCCGAGCCCGUCCUGAGCUCCUGUGGAAUCAGACUAACACAAACCACGUCUGAGGACAACGCUUCCCACUCCGCAAGCUCUCCUGCCAGGAAAGGCCAAAGAUUCUUAUUGUUUAUUCAGAGAUAACAUCUAUUUCCUUCUGUAGGACUCUGAGGAAGCAGAGAGAGAGAGGUUUCUGACUGCUGCAAGCCUUCUCAGCCACAAACUUUCAGUGGAUCACUCUAUUAAAACAUGCUGCUUCUCCAUGACCCCUGCCAGGGCACUUCAUGAACCUCUUGUAAGCACAGGAAGGGGAGAACAAAAUAAAAUAAAUAAAUAAAACAGAAUACCCAAGUCCUCCAAAGAUACACGUAAUCAUUGUGGAGGUAGGUGAGGAUUAAGUGUAUGAUGUUUACUUAUUUUUUGUCUGGCAGUUUUCUAAAAUUUUGAUACAAGUCUUAAAGUAGAAUUAAAUUUUUAUAUUUUUUCAAUUUCCUCUCCCCCUAUUUUUAUAAUUGUACAUUGAUCAGUUGUUUUUGUAACUUACGUUCGGUGUUUAAAGUCUGUGCCUGUCAGUAGAUAAACCCACUCUGCUUUACUUUAAUCCUCUCCUCCUUACUAUGUAGGGCUAGAAGAGCAGCAAAGCCUGACAUUCAGAGCAAGGAGUGCCAUCUGAAGGCUGUGUGCAUUACUGCAGUCAGCUAAAAUCAAUUUUUUUUGUUAAAAAUGAAGGAAAUUAACUGCUUGGCUUUUACAGAAAGUAUACAGUACAUAAUUUGUACCAAAGUAGGAAUGAGGUCACAAAUCAUACCUGCAGCAUAGUAGCAAAUCUCAGAUGUAACCUUGAAAUUCAGCUAGGGCCUGACACAUUAGUAGGAUAGAGAAUGGUUUUGAUACACUCAAGGCUUCUCUUGUUUGACCCAUCCUCUGGAAAUACCUUUAGGAGGAAGACUUUGUUUUGUGUACAAAUAUCAGUGUGUUAAGUAAACUUUUACAAGUCCACUAAGUUUGUUAUGGUACCACUGUAAAUUAAAGAUGUAAUUAACCAGUAAAUUUUUUUUUAAAUAUAA